CACAGGGCGCGUACCCAGCCCCAGCCGGCCUCUAGCUCCCCAUGUUUGAUUCCAUGUCCCUGGCACAUUCCCUGAAACACCGAACAAGCCCUGAACUCACCUUGAUUCUUUCCCUCACGCUGAGCAGGAUUCCCAACAGCAAAUCUGACGUGGUUCCCCAGACAGAGGGAAGGGAAGAGCUACGUGUCCUGGAUUUCUAGGGUCUGGGCACGGGGUGGAUUCUCCAUCACUGGAAGUCUGUUAAGACGGAGAUGCGGCAUCUCUUUCUCAAAGUCAGGAGUCACUGGGCCAGAGGCAGGAAUGGCUGGGGGAGAUAGGAGGCCAGGCUGGAAGGGUACAAUGAGCUUUCAGGCCUAGAUAUCUAUUUCCCCAGAGACAGCAGCACAGAGGAGAGCAGGAGCUGAGAUUUAAGAGCGAGGACGAGGAGGAAUCGGCAGCAGGGAGGUGAUGAGACAAUGGAUCCUGAUGGGACCGCCUCAGGAAUCUCUGAAGCUGAUGAACACCAGAGUCCUGGGCAGGGAGACGCUCGUGAGCAUCGCAGUGGGUUGGAAGAGCAGGCAGACGGCGAUCCUGAUGCUGUCAGGGGAAGUUUAAAUGUCCAGGAUGGCACCCAGCAAGGGGAGGAUCCAGCCACAUGGGCUGAGCCAGGGAGAGGCCCCAGUGGGAGCUCAGAACAUAGGGCCCAGGAAAGAACCCAGCUGCGGCAAAAACCCCAUUGCUGCCCUGACUGCGGGAAGGCGUUCAGCUGGAGCUCCCACCUCCUUCAGCACCAGCGGGUCCACACAGGGCAGAGUCCCUACAAAUGUUCUGACUGCGGGAAGGGCUUCACCCAGAAUUCAGACCUCAUUACCCACCAGAGAAUUCACACAGGCGAAAAACCCCACCGCUGCCACCAGUGUGGAAAGGGCUUCAGUGUCAGCUCAGGGCUGGCCCGGCACUGGCGAGUCCACACUGGGGAGCGCCCCUACGAGUGCCCUGAGUGUGGGAAGAGCUUUGGUCGCAGUUCCAACCUGCUGACCCACCAGCGCACGCACACAGGGGAGCGCCCCUACCAGUGUGGGGAAUGCGGGCAGUGCUUCAGCCACAGCUCCACCCUUGCCAAGCACCGGCGGCUGCACACAGGGGAACGCCCCUACACCUGUGCCGACUGUGGGCAGUGCUUCAGCCUGGGCUCCACCCUGGCCACGCACCGCCGCAGCCUGCACACAAAUGACCGGCCCUACAGCUGUGCUGAGUGCGGCAAAGGAUUUGGUCGCAGCUCAGACUUGCUGGUCCACCAGCGCAGCCACUCUGAGGAGCGGCCUUACCGCUGUGCCCAGUGUGGCAAGAGGUUCGGCCGCCGCUCCAAUCUCCUGGCGCAUCAACGCAGCCACACCGGGGAGCGGCCCUACCCGUGCGGGGAGUGUGGGAGGCGCUUCAGCCGGCGCUCCGACCUCAUCAGCCACUGCAGGACCCACACCGGGGAGCGGCCCUACCUGUGCGCCCAGUGCCCCAAGAGCUUUGGGCAGAGCGCCGAGCUGCUGACCCACCAGCGCACCCACACUGGGGAGCGACCCUAUCACUGCCACCAAUGUGGCCAGAGCUUCAGCCUCAGCUCCAACCUCCUGGCCCACCGCAGGGUCCAUACCGGGGAGCGGCCCUACCACUGUGCCCAGUGUGGGAGGGGAUUCACCCGCAACGGCAACCUCCUGGCACAUCAGCGGCGGCAGCACACAGUGGGAGAGACCACCUGAUGGCAGGUGUAGAGGGGGCCCACCUGAAGGCACAGUCCAUGCGUGGGAGAGAGCGUCCACCUGCCAGCACAGAACAUGCAUGGGGGAGAGAAAGAGAGAGUGACCGCCUAAUGGCACAGAACAUGGCAUGGAAGAAAAUUAUCUCGAAUGCUUAUGACUCAAUGUCCUAAGAGAUAAAGAACAAGAUGGGAUAUUAGUUGGUGUCUGCUACAGACCACCAAAUCACACUAGGGAACAGGGAAACCAGCUCCUUAUACGCGUAGAUAAAAAAGCUGCGUGAUCCUGGGGGAUUUCAAUUUGAGUGACGUACGCUGAAGGUCUCAUGCUGCCAGUAUUAAAAUAUCCUUGGAAUUUCUAAACGUUAUAGAUAAUGUCCUAAUUCAAAAAGUGUUGCAUCCAACAUGGGGGAAUGUAUAUUAGACCUCAUCUUGAUUGAUAAAGAGGAAAUAAUCACAGAACUAAAAAUUAAUAGGAACUUAGAUACAAGUGAUCAUUACUUGAUCAGAUUUAUACAGUGCAAACAGAAUAAAGUCCAGACCAGUGAUAUAUAUACUUGGUUCUUUAAAAGAGCCAAUUUCAUAAAGCUGAGAACAAUUUUGAACCAAAUCAAUUGGGAGGAAGAAUUGAAUCAGAAAAAUAUGAUUGAUAAUUGGAAAUUGUUUAAGAACACUUUAUUAGAUGCCUAAAAAGCCAGAGUUCCACAAUUGAGGAAGAAGGCCACUGAUCUGGUUCAGAGGGGAAGUGAAGGCAACUGUAGAAAAUAGAAA
Trachemys scripta elegans is the source of this 2500-nucleotide messenger RNA. RefSeq names its product zinc finger and SCAN domain-containing protein 2-like. Gene Ontology annotation, biological process: positive regulation of reciprocal meiotic recombination. Gene Ontology annotation, molecular function: histone H3K36 methyltransferase activity; recombination hotspot binding; histone H3K4 methyltransferase activity. The record is from RefSeq and is a predicted model, not a curated record. NCBI's taxonomy places the organism in Eukaryota, Metazoa, Chordata, Testudines, Emydidae. Gene Ontology annotation, cellular component: nucleus. Bases 456 to 1733 code for a protein of 425 amino acids. The transcript has 2 exons.